This is a messenger RNA of Pochonia chlamydosporia 170, 1734 nucleotides long. RefSeq lists its product as hypothetical. The record is from RefSeq and is a predicted model, not a curated record. Lineage: Eukaryota; Fungi; Ascomycota; Sordariomycetes; Hypocreales; Clavicipitaceae. The transcript has a single exon. Gene Ontology annotation, cellular component: fungal-type vacuole membrane; TORC1 complex. The coding region runs from base 1 to 1734 and encodes 577 amino acids.
AUGGCUCGAGACAGGGACCUGGACAGCGCAUCAUCUGGCGGCCAAUCAAAGCGACCUCCCCUCAACCACCGCGACAGCGAUUCUCACAGCGAUACCACAAAUACCUCGGGAGCUCCAUCUCACCAUCAUCGCACCAAACAUCACCAAAAGCAGCACCACGUCGGUCACGGCGCUCGAUUGCACGCUCGUGUCCCAUCUUCCAAAGCAGUCCACAAGCAGCAUGGCCACGUACAUCCUCAUGGUCAUGCACACGCCAACACUUCCAAACUGAAUCGAAAACCAGCGUCGCGGCCCACCUCACCCACCGAAUUCGAGUUCGACGAGGCUUCUCAACGCCCGUCGCAUCGCAGAGCCACCAGCGAGGUCAAGCUCCCUCGCCAAUCAUCUGCUUCCCAUCUGCCCAAGAGCUCGUCUCAUUCGAGCCUGAAGCGCAAUCGGUCGCACGUCGAGGUCGGUAAGCGGACUCGGUCAUCGGACAAGCUGAAGCGAACCGCAAGCGGGACGGGUAUAAACAAGCAGCCAGGAAAAUCCAGCAAGAUUCAGGUGCAUUUCGACUUAGGGAGCGACGAUCCCGAGGACGAAUGGGUUGACGCCAGUGGCUCCAAUUCACCAUACCUGUCACGAAAAGGGUCGCUUAACAGCAGCGCGCAGUCGUCAUUGAGACAAGGAACCAGCACGGAGAACUCGCGCCCUGUAACGCCAAGCGCUCCUUCCCAAUUGAAGCAAACAGUGCGUCCAUCGCCGGACCGUGCAACAUCUCACCAUAAGGAAUAUCUCACUUCUCGGCUCUUACAACGAACUCCGUCGCACGGCGCACCGCCCAAGAUGACUGUCGACAUUGCGAAAGCGGCGCCAACGCAAUUGUCCCGCUCCAUUAGCUCUACCGAUCGCAACAUAACACCGUCAACGGGCAGUAAUCAAGAUGAGCUUGUGUCACGAUUUGUUGACACUGCCAGCUCUGGUUUAGCCAGCCAGGGCUCAUUCUAUCAUCCCCCCAACAGCGCCACCAGUCGACGUUCCGAUGAUACUCCCCAAAGACCAAGUUCAAUGGCCAAUAUUGACCAGGCACCGAAGAACGCCGCAGAUGCUGGCACCUUGCCACCGGCUGAAGUUGACAAUAGCGCCUUGGUGCCAAAAGCUGGUAGGCGGACAGCUGGCCCGGCGGCAGAAACAUCGCGUACACAGCAGAAGUUGAACCUGCAGCGGGCCAGUUCGGUUUUGGAGCCGGGCCAAGCAUUAACCGGCGCUGGAGGCGUAGUUGGUGCAAGUCCAUUGAUCGGCGUCGGAGGACCAGGUUAUGAUGGCGGAAAUAGCCGUGAUCCUCGGAUUGGCAAGCUACUGGAACGAACAGGAAUGGAAUAUCUAGUGGUUCGACGAUAUCAAAACCCUGUCGCUCGAUCUUUGAAUCGACUCAGCCGCCUUCCGGGCAUGGAAAAGACCAGAAGAAUUCCGCGAACGCCUACAGGCGCUGUGAACGGGAAACGACUUGGGGAAACGAACGCUCGACAUACACGGAACGUCAGUAUGCCGGACCCUCGUCAAACGACGCCCAGAUCCGGUGCGUCUGUCAGAACAAACGGCGCAGGUUCCAGCUUUGACGGAGACGAUACCGCAAAGUUGAAUGAACGCCUUAGCGGAGUGAGCUUAGUCGGUGCUGAGGAAGAGGAUGGAACAAACACUCUCCUCCGCAAUUUAUGGGAAAAGUCGAUGGACCUGAGCGCGAGUACAGACUAA